Hyaena hyaena (striped hyena) is the source of this 2483-nucleotide messenger RNA. Its product is annotated as succinyl-CoA:3-ketoacid coenzyme A transferase 2, mitochondrial-like. NCBI's taxonomy places the organism in Eukaryota, Metazoa, Chordata, Mammalia, Carnivora, Hyaenidae. Gene Ontology annotation, biological process: ketone body catabolic process. The record is from RefSeq and is a predicted model, not a curated record. Gene Ontology annotation, cellular component: mitochondrion. Gene Ontology annotation, molecular function: succinyl-CoA:3-oxo-acid CoA-transferase activity.
GGCAGUGUGCGGGGGCAAGAGUGCAGCCAGAGAGGCCCAGGAGCCACCCAGCGUGGAGGUGAGAGUGGAGAGGGGCUUGUUGGUGGCAGCAGAAAUGGAGAAAAGUGGGUAGCGGAGGAAUCAUGGAAAACGUGGAGUCAGGGGCCGUUUUUAGUAGACGUUUUCCUGAGUCAAAGAGGAGGAGGGGCAGGUCUGAGGCAGGUCAUUGGGAGCCCUGGUAGAUGUUCAGAUGACACAUCAUCCAGGACAGGGGGCGCAGGUGUGGGGAGUGCUGCCUGCAGGCCAGGGGACUGGAGCAGGUCACCCGGGAAGGGGGUGGUGGAGAAGGAAGGUAAUCGCCCAGAGCUGAGGGGUCUCCAACAGGGAGAGGUCUGCCCAGAAGGGGCCAUGCGGUGGACCUCCCUUGCCCUCAGGGCUUUGCCCUGGACAUGGGCGGCCUUCCGCCAACCCCAAGAACUCAAGGUCGCGUCUUCUCCUCAGGAACGCAGCUGCCUCCGCGUGGGGACUUAGGGUUCGGAGCCCCUCGGAGUGAGGAGGGGUCCGUGGGAACGCACGGUCCAGAGCGGGGAGGGGCCCAUGGGGACACAGGGUCUGGAGCUGCUCGGAGCGGGAAGGGGCCCGGGGCGCAGGGGCUACCCUGUCUGAGCGUCACCGCCCCGCGCACCCUCCCUGCUCUGUGAUGCAGUGGUCUCGGCGAAGGCAUUGGCCUGUCCCCCGCUAGUCCGGGCCAGAUCAGGGGCGCACGAUGGCGGCCCUUCGGAGGCUCGCGCUGGUGCUCGGGCGCGGCGUCCCCGCUGGCCGCUCGGGGCCCGCGCUGGCAGAGGCGAAGGGCGGCGAGCGCGGCUUGGCCACCAGCGCUCGCGCCCGCGCUAAAUUCUACGCGGAUCCCGUGGAGGCCGUCAAAGACAUCAAGGACAGGGCCAAGAUCAUGAUUGGUGGCUUCGGGCUCUGCGGGAUUCCAGAGAACCUGAUAAAGGCGCUGCUCCGGACGCGCGUCAAAGACCUGACCGUGGUCAGCAGCAACGUGGGCGUGGACGACUUCGGGCUGGGCCUGUUACUGGAAACCAAGCAGAUCACCCGCAUCAUCUGCUCGUAUGUGGGGGAGAACGCGCUGUGCGAGAGCCAGUACCUGGCAGGCGAGCUGGAGCUGGAGCUGACCCCCCAGGGCACCCUGGCCGAGCGCAUCCGCGCCGGGGGCGCCGGGGUACCCGCGUUCUACACGCCCACGGCCUACGGGACCCUGGUGCAGGAGGGAGGCGCCCCCAUCAGGUAUGCACCCGACGGCCACAUCGCCAUCAUGAGCCAGCCCCGAGAGGUGAGGGAGUUUCAGGGGCACCACUACCUUCUGGAGCAGGCCAUCACCGCCGAUUUUGCUUUGGUGAAAGGGUGGAAGGCCGACCGCGCAGGAAACGUCAUCUUCAGGAAAAGCGCCAGGAAUUUCAAUGUGCCCAUGUGCAAAGCUGCGGAAACCUCCGUGGUGGAGGUGGAAGAAAUUGUGGACGUGGGGACCUUUGCCCCGGAAGACAUUCACGUUCCUAACAUUUAUGUCGACCGUGUAAUCCAGGGAGAAAAAUAUGAGAAAAGAAUUGAGCAUCUAACCCUCAGAAAGGAGGAAGAUAAAAAAGCCAACUAUGCAGAUGACAUCAGGGCCCGAAUCAUCAAACGGGCAGCUCUUGAAUUUGAAGAAGGCAUGUAUGUCAAUCUGGGCAUAGGCAUCCCGCUUCUGGCCAGCAACUACAUCAGCCCAGGCAUAACUGUUCAUCUUCACAGUGAAAAUGGGAUCCUGGGCUUGGGUCCGUUUCCAUCAAAACAUGAGGCAGAUGCAGAUCUCAUCAAUGCGGGCAAGCAGACAGUCACUGUUUUCCCCGGGGGUUGUUUUUUCUCCAGCGAUGACUCGUUCGCCAUGAUUCGAGGGGGGCACCUGCACCUCACCAUGCUGGGGGCCAUGCAGGUCUCCAGAUACGGUGACCUGGCCAACUGGAUGAUACCCGGGAAGAAGGUGAAAGGCAUGGGGGGUGCCAUGGAUUUGGUGUCCAGUCCCAAGACCAGAGUGGUGGUCACCAUGGAACAUUGCACCAAGGCCAACGAACCCAAAAUCUUGGAGAAGUGCACCAUGCCGCUGACCGGGAAGCGCUGUGUGGAUCGCAUCAUCACCGACAGGGCCGUGUUUGACGUGCACAAGAAGAAAGGUCUGAUGCUCAUCGAGCUCUGGGACGGGUUGACCGUGGACGACGUCAGAAAGAGCACAGGCAGCCCCUUUGCCGUGUCACCGAACCUCAGACCCAUGCAGCAGGUGACAGCCUGACCUGGGGAAGGAAGCCCUGGUCAUAGAAGGUGGGUUUCAUUUUCACCUGCUGUGAUCUCACCCAGGGAGGGCGUCAUCACGUCUGUCCAUUUGUUCGACCAACUCUCCUGGCAUCUCAGACUCGGAUACCACCACCAGACUGUUCUCUCAAGAGGAAUAUGGCUUUAAUUAAAAACAA